This is a messenger RNA of Neltuma alba, 510 nucleotides long. RefSeq names its product putative RING-H2 finger protein ATL69. The record is from RefSeq and is a predicted model, not a curated record. NCBI's taxonomy places the organism in Eukaryota, Viridiplantae, Streptophyta, Magnoliopsida, Fabales, Fabaceae. The coding region runs from base 1 to 510 and encodes 169 amino acids. Gene Ontology annotation, biological process: protein ubiquitination. The transcript has a single exon. Gene Ontology annotation, molecular function: transferase activity.
AUGUCCCCUGCCUACCCGCCCAUCUCCUCCACCGGCACCAGCCUCGGAUACGGCAUCGCCAUCGCGGUUAGCAUUCUCGUCCUCAUUUCUACCAUCAUGCUUGCUUCUUAUGCUUGUGUUCGGAUGAAGGCCAACGGCCGCAGCCAUAACCGUCGUAUCAGUAGUAAUAGCAGUGGUAAUAAUAUUUCGGAUGAGCCGGUGGUGGUGGUUUUGGGUUUGGAUAAGCCCACGAUUGAAGGUUACCCAAAGAUUGUGCUUGGGGAGAGUCGGAGAUUACCGAGGCCCAAUGGGGGCCCAUGCGCUAUUUGCUUGGGAGAGUACGUGAAGAAUGAUACGGUGCGGUGUGUUCCAGAGUGCAACCACUGCUUCCAUGUGGGCUGCUUGGAUGAGUGGCUUCGUCUGAGCGCCACGUGUCCCCUGUGUCGGAGCUCUCCUGCUCCAUCGCCGGUGCCGACGCCGGUGGCCACUCCUCUGUCAGAAUUGGUUCCACUUGCUUCCCACGCCAGGUGA